GACAUCAUCUCUCCUGCUCCACUCUCCUGCUGAUGAGCAAUAAGAGCAGGAUUAAGUAGGACCACAGGAUAAAAGGGCAGCAAGAAGGCUGGCAGAAUGAAACUGCUUCUGCCGGCCCUGGGGAAGCUUGGGAAGAGGCAUUUGAGUAGCUCUCAGCAGCACGGUAGGCUGUUGAUCCGAAGUAGAUGAGCAGCGGACACUGCGAGACGGUCCAUAGGAUGCUCACAUUCUCCGCUCAUUGCGGACUGGCUCACUUGGGAUACAUGGCAUCCCUCAAAGGCAACUGAGGCUUCAAAGGUAGAACGUCAUGACAUGAAUACCCUCAGCCUACCCCUGAACAUACGCCGAGGGGGCUCCGACACCAACCUCAACUUUGAUGUCCCAGAUGGUAUCCUGGACUUCCACAAGGUCAAACCCAGCGCGGACAGCCUGAAACAAAAGAUCUUAAAGGUGACAGAGCAGAUCAAAAUCGAGCAGACGUCCCGCGAUGGGAACGUCGCCGAGUACCUGAAACUCGUCAGCAGCGCGGACAAGCAGCAGGCCGGGCGCAUCAAGCAAGUUUUCGAAAAGAAGAACCAGAAGUCGGCGCACUCCAUCGCCCAGCUGCAGAAGAAGUUGGAGCAGUACCACAGGAAGCUGAGGGAGAUCGAGCAGAACGGAGCCUCCAGGAGCUCCAAGGACAUUUCCAAAGACAGCCUGAAGGAGAUACACCACUCGCUGAAGGAUGCCCACGUGAAAUCGCGAACUGCUCCCCACUGCCUGGAGAGCAGUAAGUCGAGCAUGCCCGGGGUGUCCCUCACGCCCCCGGUGUUUGUCUUCAACAAGUCCAGGGAGUUUGCCAACUUGAUCCGGAAUAAGUUCGGCAGCGCCGACAACAUCGCUCACUUGAAAAACUCCCUGGAAGAGUUCAGGCCCGAGGCCAGCGCCAGGGCUUACGGGGGCAGCGCCACCAUCGUGAACAAACCCAAGUACGGCAGCGAUGACGAGUGCUCCAGCGGCACCUCGGGCUCGGCGGACAGCAACGGGAACCAGUCCUUCGGGGCCGCUGGGGCCGGCACGCUGGACGGCCAGGGCAAGCUGGCCGUGAUCCUGGAGGAGCUGAGGGAGAUCAAGGACACCCAAGCCCAGCUGGCGGAGGACAUCGAGGCGCUGAAGGUGCAGUUUAAGAGGGAAUAUGGCUUCAUCUCUCAGACCCUGCAAGAGGAGAGGUACAGGUAUGAGCGACUGGAAGACCAGCUGCACGACCUGACGGAGCUUCACCAGCAUGAAACGGCCAACCUGAAGCAGGAGCUAGCCAGUGCCGAGGAGAAGGUGGCCUACCAGGCCUAUGAGCGCUCGAGGGACAUCCAGGAAGCCUUGGAAUCUUGCCAGACGCGCAUCUCCAAGCUGGAGCUGCAUCAACAGGAGCAGCAGACCCUGCAGACGGAUGCCGUGAACGCCAAGGUGCUGCUGGGGAAAUGCAUCAACGUGGUCCUGGCCUUCAUGACCGUCAUCCUGGUGUGCGUGUCCACCCUGGCCAAGUUCGUCUCGCCCAUGAUGAAGAGUCGCUUCCACAUUCUGGGCACCUUCUUUGUGGUGACUCUCCUUGCAAUAUUUUGUAAAAACUGGGACCAUAUCCUGUGUGCCAUAGAAAGGACAAUCAUCCCAAGAUGAGCCCGCUGCUUCCUGCCUUCACGUUCUCUCAAGUUUUUUUUUUUUGUUUUUUUUUUUUU
This is a messenger RNA of Peromyscus californicus insignis, 1712 nucleotides long. RefSeq names its product transmembrane and coiled-coil domain family 3 (gene Tmcc3). The transcript is spliced from 4 exons. Gene Ontology annotation, cellular component: endomembrane system. NCBI's taxonomy places the organism in Eukaryota, Metazoa, Chordata, Mammalia, Rodentia, Cricetidae. The record is from RefSeq and is a predicted model, not a curated record. Bases 313 to 1653 code for a protein of 446 amino acids.